GGUGUAGCAAGAUGGCGGGCGGGAAGUUGCGAGCCGUCGUCGUGUCCGUGUCGGCGCUGCAGCAGCAGCAGGAGGCGUCCGUGGCCCUGCUGGCGCUGGCCGUGUGAUGGUGCCCGAGGCUCGGGAGGGCGGCUCCCCUUGUCUAGCAUGACCACCACUCGCGGCGGCGUGAAAUUAAAGUUUCAGAAGGGGGAACGCGUGCUGUGCUUCGAGCCCGACCCGACCAAAGCGCGAGUUCUCUACGACGCCAAGGUGGUGGAUGUAGAUGUUGGGAAGGAUGACAAAGGGAGGAAGAUUCCUGAAUAUCUCAUCCAUUUCAACGGUUGGAAUCGAAGCUGGGAUCGAUGGGCAAAAGAGGAUCACGUGCUGAGAGAUACUGAAGAAAACCGACGUCUACAACGUAACCUCGCCAAGAGAGCAGUGGCCAAGAUGAGAAAGAAGGGGAAAAAGAGACGCUGCCACGUCCCUGGUGUUGAUUCUGUGCUCAAAAAUGUGGCAACUGAUGCUGAAUUUCAAGAAGAAGAGGAAGCCUCAUUCAGCAGCAGCUCGGACGUGGAAGAGGAUGCAAGCGAGGAGGAGGAGGACAGCAGUGACGAGGAUGAGAAUGUUUUGGAUAUGAAUGCAGUGGGUAAUGAGGAAGACAAAAACAGGGAGGAAUCCAAAACGAAAUCAAUUGUCGUCGAGAUUCCGGAGUCGCUGAAGAAGCAGCUGGAAGAGGACUGCUUUCUCAUCAACAAGCGUAAGAAGUUGGUAAAGCUGCCGUGUUUGCCGAACGUCAUCUCCAUCCUGGAGAACUACGUCAAGCACUUCGCCAUCAACGUGGCCUUCACGGGGAACGAGCGCCCACGGCACCCGGCGCAGCCAAGCCCCCUCACGCCCGCCUAUGUGCAGCGCUGCACCCCGCCCGAGAAGAAUGUGGAGCUGUGCAAGGAGAUGGUUGAUGGGCUGAGGAUCACGUUUGAUUUUGCUCUGCCUGUGGUGCUGCUGUACGGAGUGGAGCAUGCACAAUUCAAGAAAAUCUCCUCGUCCAAAUUCUUCUCCGCGGCUAACCAACAUAAACGGGAUGACUCCUCAACAGCCAGACCGAAGGAAGAGGGGCAGCACUCGCCCCCCUUGCCAACGCAGCCUUCCCAGGAUUGUUCGACUCCAGGAGGGGGUGGUGGCGUACGCGUCAAGAUGGAGCCAGACUCGACGCCGUCGCUGCGGCGUUCCACGCGGCGUGCGCCCACCGGGGGGGAGCGCACACCGGAGGGGGGCAGUAGCCCCCAGGCCAAGCGCCGUCUCAUGGACUCGGCCCACAUGCCUCGCCUACUGCAGCAGCUGGACAAGAAGCUGACACCAGGUGCAGCAGGAGGCGUCCCCUUACCUGGGGUGAUCCACAAAGAGGGCCUGGUGCUUGAGGGCCGCAAGGGAGCAGAACUCAAUGAGAAAAUACCCAGCAGCUGUGGGAAUGAAACCGGCGACUCCACGCAAGCUGGCUCAGUUGCGAGCACGCUGACCACUAGGCUUUCCAGCCGACUAAGUGUGCUCAACUGGAGGCUUUUGCCAGAAGAUCACCCGCGCUAUGACCAUCCGCCACCCCCAUCAUGCAUUUAUGGCUCCCAGCAUCUGCUACGCAUGUUUGUGAAGCUUCCGGAGCUGUUGGUGAAGAUGAAUCUACCAGAGAAGAAUCUCAAGGCCCUUUUAAAACAUCUUGAGCUCUUCCUCAGGUUUUUGGCAGAUUACCAAGAGGACUUUUUUCCAGAAUCGGCUUAUGUUGCAGCCUCAGAGGCUUACUACAGCAGCAAGCAUGCCGCCACUAUCUUCUGACGCUCCAUCCGAGGCAAACACGAGCCCGCUUGCCUUGUGUUGCCUUCUACCGUCAGCAGCCUCUUUUGACAACUCCCAGUGCCACCUUAACGCCUGAAAUGCCCUCCGCCAUUUCUUAUCGGUGUGCUCCUCAAGCACCUCUUGACAUGACUCAGCAUCGCCGCCAACAUCCGGUGGAUACAGUUGUGAACUCACCACUUUGACCUCCCCCACUGGAUGCCCCUCAAAGCUACUGAUGGCACCUUUCAACUCCCGUCUGUUGCUUCUCCCAAUACCUGUGGAAGUAUUGCAGCAGGAGUGGCCUUGUUAAGGGGGACAUCGGAGGUGCAGGAAGCUUGAAUGGGUGACAAUUAUACCUCUUUGUACAUACUCGACAAAUGAGCCAGAGCUGCGGUGGCAAAAGGCACCGGCCAACAGCGUUAUCAAAACAUGCGCUCCGUACACCCACCUUUACACAGGUUUGUAAUGUCAUCUCGUUUCUGAUGAUGUGCAGUUGGAAUGCUGCCCUUGGUACAUUUUGCAUGUUCUGACCACUGAGCAGGAAGUGACAUUCCACAAUUGCCUUCCUCGCCCUUGGAAGAGGGGUUCUACAGAAUCAGCAAAGUGUUUGUGCUCUUUUUCAUAACAAUGGACUUCAAACCUUCACUUCACGCUUGUGUGUCUUUACCACAUUGCAAGUGUACCGACAGAUUGACAUGGUUACAGAAUCCAUUUAAAUCUAGAGUUAAUGGUGCAAUGUCAUUGUUGCUUGAAAAGGGUGUUUAUUUUAUAAUAGCACGUGUGAUUCUGUGGAUGAAUAAUGAAAAAAAAAUGCACAAGGCUAUGAAAAACAGAAUUGUCGAUCUGGAUGACCUCAACGUUAUUACGCUAUUGGCUCCAUAUCUCACAAUCCACCUGUAAAUGAGUGAACAUAAUCGCAAUAUUAGUGUUAAGCUGACAUGGUUAUCGAUUAACAAUCGCAACUCGAGCAUGUGAAUUGACCAAUGCUGUGAAAAAUGGUCUGAAAUGUAGCCCAUCUGUAACCUUGGCACCUUGCAUCCCUUUUGUCUGCAAUUCCAGCAACAUUUAUUUUGGGGUUUCCCCCCCCCCCCCCAAACACUCAUCUGUGGUUAAAUGUGUUGGAAAAAAUGCAUCAAUGUAACAUUCUUCUUUACUGCUGUGUUUCAUUGAGCCUGGCGACUUCGAUUUUCUUAACCUUUGUUUGAAAGGCAAGUUCGAGUACAUUACCGGCAAAAAUACUUUUGAACAAUACAGCCCCCUUGGAAUACUUAACAUGCAGCAACACCUGGCAAUGAUGAUCGGGAACGGUGAACGCCAUAACAAAUAGUAUGCUGAGGUUUUGAAAUGGCAUCAGGACCAAGAUAUUGUUUUAUAUAUUUAAAUAUUUGUUGUGCUUUGAUUAGGUGCCAUACUUUUACGAGCAAAAACUACAAUGUAUUCGCCACCACUUUGUCCUUUCAAGUUAAUGUGUUCGCUUUUUUAAACGUUAGUUUGUAAACCAAUAUGCGAAAGAGCCCUGUAUGUUCUUGCCAUCACGGCUGGACAAUCGAAUCAUCAAUAUAACAUUUAAAAUAAAUGUGUUUUUGUGGCCACUGAUGCAGAUAUAUUUAAGUGUUAAAGAUACAUUUUGUGCUUAAGUAUUUGCCCUUAAAUCCUAGUUUAACCAAAUUUGGCAUAAAGUUUAUUUCCUGAAAUUACCAACUGCAGGUCUAUAAAGUUCCUGAAUAUUUGUCCCUUCAUCAGGGACACUAGCUCACAGGGAGCGAAAAUAUAAUCUUGUGCACCAACAGGUUAUCCCAUGAGUCACAGCACCACACUAGAUGAAAAUGUAAAUAACUGAGCACAAAAGCAAGAGCAUAAUCUACCUGGUACUGUAAUUAUCACCUGCACAAGUUUCAGCAGAGCUCUAGGUCAAUGUUAUUGACAUAUGCAAGCUUUUUGUUAUGUGUGCUUAUGCACCACUGCCAAUGCAAUAUCAGAAAAAAACAUUGCUCUACGGUGUGGGUUGAUGCGAUGUUAUUCGGUUAUGGCGUCCUUAUGUCAUAUCAGACGGAUGUUUAUUCAUCGCUACCAAUUAAGAUCUGCUGCCAUAUUGCAGACUGCCUGUUUUUCCCCCAAAUUGCUUCGCAAUAGCAAGUGGAGACUCAGCCACACUUCCUCUAGUUUGUCAUUACUGCAUCCCAGAAGUUAUCGUCCACUCACGCAACACAACCACUGUGAUGCAUGAAUCAUCAAAAUAUGCCCCACACUCCCAACACUUGUAUGUGGUGAGAUAAAAAAAGAGUUAUUCGAAUCAGGAAACAUUUUAAUGUAACGUCCAUAAUUAAAUUUGAACACUUAAAUAAAAUGUAGACAUGUUUAUUUGUACAGGAUAUCUUUGAUUUGCAUUAGGAUGGAAAUGCAACGAGCCAUCAGUGUUUACUGAAUGAUGUGCACACAAGUCAAGGCAAACCACUGCGGACAUCUGUAAAGGCUUAGUCUGCAAUUCAGUGGCUAAGGUUAGACAGCUGUUUUGGUGAUUCUUGCAACUGUGAUGUAAACAAUGUGAGUGAAGGUAAAUAAAAAAAAAUGUAAAGUCCCA
Messenger RNA from Lethenteron reissneri (Far Eastern brook lamprey), 4390 nucleotides. It is a transcript of the gene MSL3, whose product is annotated as MSL complex subunit 3. NCBI's taxonomy places the organism in Eukaryota, Metazoa, Chordata, Hyperoartia, Petromyzontiformes, Petromyzontidae. The record is from RefSeq and is a predicted model, not a curated record. Gene Ontology annotation, biological process: regulation of DNA-templated transcription; chromatin organization. Gene Ontology annotation, cellular component: MSL complex; nucleus; NuA4 histone acetyltransferase complex.